Molecule: messenger RNA, 924 nt
Organism: Arabis nemorensis
Lineage: Eukaryota; Viridiplantae; Streptophyta; Magnoliopsida; Brassicales; Brassicaceae
Source: the annotation of a GenBank genome assembly
AUGCUAUUGGCAUUGUCUUCUGUUUGCAUCUUUUUUGUUGGUCACGCUCAACAGUUUUCAGGAAAUGCAACAAUUUCAGCACUUAUGACUAAGAAAACAGUUUCAGCAGUUUUUGCUUUUGGAGAUUCGAUACUCGAUACCGGCAAUAAUAACAAUCUUAGAACUCUUUCGAAAUGCAAUUUCUUUCCCUAUGGCAGAAAUUUUGUAGGUGGAAAAGCUACCGGAAGAUUUGGAAAUGGAAGAGUUUUCUCAGAUAUGAUUGCUGAAGGAUUAGGCUUAAAAACUCUCUUACCAGCUUACCGCGAUCCUGCCCUUUCGAACAAUGAUCUUCCAACCGGUGUUUGUUUCGCAUCCGGUGGAUCUGGACUCGAUGAUCGCACUGCCAAAAUACAAGGAGUUAUAUGGGUACCAGACCAGGUGAAAGACUUCCAAGCAGUGAGGACGCAAUACACUGUUUCAGCCUACACUGAUCUCAUGGUCACUUGGACUGAUAAUCUUUUAAAGAGUCUAUAUGCUAUGGGUGCAAGAAAAUUUGCGGUUCUUGGGACACUACCAUUAGGUUGCUUGCCAGGAGCAAGAAACAUAGUUGGAAAUUUAUUGAAAAUAUGCUCAGUCUUUGCAAAUCAAGAGGCUGCUACAUUCAACCAAAAAUUAUCUUCAAACCUUAACAAUCUAGGGAGAACACUUCCGGGUGCCAAAUUUGUCUACGUAGACAUGUAUAAUUCUCUUCUUAAUCUCAUCAACAACCCUCGGGCUUCAGGGUUUAUUGAUGUGGCUGAUGGCUGUUGUUGUAUGCCAACAUCGCCGAUACCGUGCUUGGAUGCAUCUCGUUACGUGUUUUGGGACUAUGGCCACCCGAGCGAGAAGUCGUAUAAAACAAUUGUACCAAAGAUUAUAGAAGAAAUCAAGGCGAAACUCGCAUAA